Messenger RNA from Alexandromys fortis (reed vole), 6106 nucleotides. It is a transcript of the gene Mroh6, whose product is annotated as maestro heat like repeat family member 6. The transcript is spliced from 14 exons. Lineage: Eukaryota; Metazoa; Chordata; Mammalia; Rodentia; Cricetidae. The record is from RefSeq and is a predicted model, not a curated record. Bases 1891 to 4047 code for a protein of 718 amino acids. Gene Ontology annotation, cellular component: cytoplasm.
GAAGGCAGCCAUGGGGCUGGACUGUGGAGACCAGGUCUGAGUGGACAGCAGGACCCUACUCUGUUUUGAGGAUGUUUCUGUGAAGGCCCUCACCUACUAGAAGGUUGAGAUGAGGUGUCAGAGUCGCAUAGCCUCAGGCUCCCACAUCUACUAAGGGCAAUGUCCCCUAUCCGUAUAUCCCCCCCAUCUCAAACUUCCCACACCAGCCCUGCAUGAUCACCUAUGAUAUGUCAAUCAGGCCCUGGCUUUGGGGGUGUCAGCUUUUUAUUUAUUUAUCUAUCUAUUUAUUUAUUUAUUAUGUAUACAACAUUCUGCCUCCAUGUACGGAUGUACACCAGAGAAGGGCGCCAGAUCUCAUUACAGAUGGUUGUCAGCCACCAUGUGGUUGCUGGGAAUCGAACUCAGGACCUCUGGAAGAGCAGCCAGUGCUCUUAGCCACUGAGCCAUCUCUCCAGCCCCCCAGGGGGUGUCAGCUUUUGACCAAGGAAGGAGGAGAAGAUGGAAAAAGCUGAGGUGCUGAGGAGCUGACUCUCUGAGAGCUGGCGUACUCGGGCACAGCAAGUGAAGCAAGGCUGGAGGAACUGCCUGGGAGGGGUGUCUUAGUCACCGUCCUGUUUCUGUGAAGAGACACCAUGAACACUGGCAACUCUUGUAAAAGAAAGCACUUCACUGGGGGCUUGCUUACAGUUUCAGAGGUCAAUCCAUUGUCAUCACGCUGAGGAGUGUGGUGACACACAGGCAGACAGUGCUGGAGAAGUAGCUGAGAGUUGUAUAUAGAAAGAGACACUAGGCUUGGCACGGGCUUUUGAAACGUCAAAGGCCACCCCCAAAGAUGCACUUCCUCUAACAAGGUCACACCCACUAAUCCUAAUUCUUUCAAGUGUGCCACUCCCUGGUCACUAAGCGUGCAGAUAUGUGAGCCUAUGGGGGCCGUUUCUACUCAUAUCUCCACUGGAGAUUCGUGGCUUGGCAGGAAGCAGAGAUGGGGCUUGGGUAGCCUGAGGUACAUGGUCCUGAAGAGGGUGAAUGCCCGGGUGAAUGCCCAUUCCAUGGAAUACUUCCACACGCAUUUCCGCCUCUCCAAGCAGAUUGUCAGACCAGUUCAUCCAGCUCCCCUGGCUUAGUUCUGGGCAGUGCCUACAGUGUGCUUGGGUGGAGAGUGGGGAUUUAGGACAGAGGUUGGGUCAGCUCUGGGAGCAUGAACUUGGAAAGGGAUACACCUAGGCACACAGUAUACAUACACACCGCCUUAGCAGCCAUGGGGAAACAGUCUCAGCCGAGGAGUGGAGGACAUACAGGGCGUAAGACGUACCACCUCAGAACUGGCAAGGAUACAGAGUGGCCCACACCAACAACAGUGGGCACUUGCAAACAUCCUUAGGAGGCUUUGCCCCAUUUGCUCCACACCCCAAGUACCUUAAGUUCAGAGAUGAUGACAGUAUCCAACCACACCCAUUCCCAGGAUGUCUGGCUGUGUGACAAUACAGGGGCCUAGACCGGCCCCUAGCCCUGUUAGAGCCUCCUCAGAAUGAUCUCAAACUGCUCCAGAGCCCUCCCCCCAGAUAAGAGGGGCAGGGAGUUGGCUAAAGACCUUCCUCCUCUCUACAGUCCACAUCUACACGGGCACUGGUGGGCAGAGCCAGUCUUUUUUGCCAUUCCACGUAACUCCUGCAGCCUGAGCAGAAACCCCUCACAAGCCCAUGCUAGGAUACCUCUGUGAUUUCCCCAGCCAACCACUGGCACUUGCUCAGACACGCAUGCACGUCUAUGCCCACGCCACCACGCCUGUCUGUAGGCCCGCCUGUAGGCCCGCCCGGGGCCUGAUUCUAGGUCAGAUCUAGGCACAACUUCACGGGAAGAGUGGUAGCAGGUGCUGCUGGUGGGAACACCAUGGCUGGGGGUGUGUGGGGCCGGGGCCGAGAUGGCCCUGUGGGGUCCCUAACUCUGACAGCUCUAGCUGAAGGAAUCCGGGCUAACCAGGGGCAGCCUGUGGGACCCUCUUCUACAGGCCCUCAGGCUGAGCCCCUGGAGGUGGUACCUGAGGCUGAGACCUACAUUCAAACACUCACCCCUGCCUCUGAGGCCCAGCCUGGGAAUGAAGUGCAACCCCCCACGGUGGGCAGUGAGAACUGUUUCCCACAGGAUGUCCAGGAGCCAGGCCCUGAGAGACCCUACCAGGCCACCCAGUAUUCCUGGGAGGAAGGAGCCUUGGCAGACCUUGCCUUGUAUACAGCUGCCUGUUUGGAGGAGGCUGGUUAUGCCGGGACCCAGGCAACUGCGCUCACUCUGUCCUCAGCGCUGGAAGCCCAGGGACAACGACUGGAGGACCAGGUCCACAGGCUGGUGCGUGGGCUGCUGGCACAAGUACCUAGCCUGGCAGAGGGGAGACCCCGGCGGGCAGCCCUCCGGGUGCUGAGCGCACUGGCUCUGGAGCAUGCGCAGGAUGUGGUGUGUGCUCUGCUACCCAGUUCACUACCCCCAGACCGGGCAGCCGCUGAGCUGUGGCGAAGCCUGAGCCGGAACCAGCGCGUAAAUGGGCAGGUGCUGGUGCAACUGCUGUGGGCACUGAAGGGCGCGGCGGGUCCUGAGCCUGGGGCACUGGCAGCCACACGCGCUCUUGGGGAGAUGUUGGCAGUCUCUGGCUGCGUGGGAGCCACUCGAGGCUUCUACCCCCACCUGCUGUUAGCAUUGGUCACACAGCUGCACGAGCUGGCUCAAGGUGUUCAUUCCCCUGAGAGCCCUAAAGUUUGGGAGCCUUUUCACCGAGGGCCACCUCACAGCCAUGCCAGCUGCACAGUGGAGGCCUUGAAGGCACUGCUCACUGGGGAUGGUGGCCGAAUGGUGGUUACGUGUAUGGAGCAAGCAGGAGGCUGGAGGAGACUGGUAGGAGCCCACACGCACCUGGAGGGUGUCCUGCUGCUGGCCAGUGCCAUGGUGGCGCAUGCCGAUCACCAUCUCCGAGGCCUUUUUGCAGACUUGCUUCCUCGGCUAAGAAGCACCAACGAACCGCAUCGCCUCACAGCUAUGGCCUUCUUUACUGGGCUGUUGCAGAGCCGGCCCACUGCACGGCUCUUACGGGAGGAUGUCAUCCUGGAGCGGCUUCGAACUUGGCAGUGCGACCCAGAGCCCACCGUGCGCUGGCUAGGCCUACUUGGUCUUGGCCACCUUGCAAUGAAUCGUGGGAAGAUAAGGCACGUGAACACGCUGCUGCCGGUACUCCUUAGAGCGCUGGGAGAAGGCGACGCGCGGCUCGUGGAUGCUGCACUGGGCGCGCUGCGGAGACUGCUGCUGCAGCCGGGAGCACCCGUGAGGCUCCUCAGCUCUGAGCUGCGACCACGCCUCCCGCCGCUACUGGACGACGCUCGAGACUCCAUCCGUGCUUCAGCAGUGGGACUCCUUGGAACGCUGGUGCGGCGGGGUCAGAGAGGGCUCCGGUUGGGGCUUCGGGGACCCCUGAGGAAAUUGGUGCUGCAGAGUCUGGUACCGCUGUUGUUGCGCCUACAUGACUCCAGCCAGGAUGCUGCUGAGAGCUCAGAGUGGACAUUAGCUCGCUGUGACCAGGCCCUUCGAUGGGGCCUGCUAGAGGAGAUGGUCACUGUGGCUCACUAUGACAGCCCCGAGGCUCUAAGCCGUGUCUGCCACCGCCUGGUUCAGCGAUAUCCAAGCCAUGUCAAGCACUUCCUGAGUCAGACCCAGGGUUACCUGCGGAGCCCACAGGACCCUUUGCGCCGGGCUGCCACUGUGCUCAUAGGCUUCCUCGUCUAUCACGCUAGUCCCAGCGGAGUCAGUCAGGACCUGUUGGACUCCCUGUUCCAGGACCUAGGACAGCUGCAGGGUGACCCCGAGUCUGCGGUUUCUGCGGCAGCGCACGUGUCUGCCCAGCAGGUGGCGUUGCUUGCUCGGGCGCAGGUCCGACCACAUCGCCCCAGCCUCUUAAGCUUCAUCCGCCAGCACUCAUACCCUGCAAGGCCCCAUCCACUCUAUGACGAUAGUCCAUUCCUACGCCGGAGCCGUGCAAGCCAGUGGAACUGCCCUGAACCUCGGUGAACCGGGCCUGGUAUCCAGAUGCAUAGGCACACACUAUCCAUGUUGUUACCAAUCCCUGCUCCAGCAGAUCCGCAGAAGUCUAUUCAAGCGUCACCCUGGGCCUGGUGCUGGACACUGGUGCUCACUGCCCUGUAACUACUUUCUAUGGGCCCACUGUGUGACAACUGUGUCGCCGACGGCACGUUCCAGUUCCAUCUCAAGUCCCCUCUGUAGUCUUGGUCCAUCUAUUUAUUCUCUGCCAGGCCAGUUCUGUCAGCUCCCUGGAGUGUGCCCUCUGCUCUAACUUGGACUUGGCACCUGUCCUGGAUAGCAUCUGCUUCCCAAGCAAGGGUCUGAUGGAGGCACUGAAGUUGAUGCCCCCUUCCUAGGGUUCAGUAUGCCUAGUCGUGCCUGUCAUGGCUCUGCUAGUCAUGUCAGUAGCCUGUCACCUCCGUUUCUUCUUCCGCUCUCUAUUCCUUACAACUGACCUGGCUUAUGUCCCUUAUGUCCUUGAGGCUAUGUUGUCCAGGGGCAUUGACCUGCUCUCCCGUCCAUACGUGCUGUCCCUACUCCUUUGGAUAACCAAUCCAUUUCCUACCCACCUGGACAAUGGUGUUCUCUAGAAGGUAUUUCUAACAUCCCUUUGUGCUGGAGAGCCCAAGCCGGGAUUGCACCCGUGGGUUGAAACAUGGGAAGCAGGCACUCCGCGCCCACCAGACUGUGAAUGGGUAUGUCAUUACCCAAAGUCCUCCUGUACAGGACUCAAAUGGGUGGGAAGGCAUAGCUGGAUAGACAGGAAGAGCCAGCCAUAGUUGUGACCUCACCCCUCCAGGCGCUUGGCAUAGGCAGCUUCUUCCUCUUAGAAUGCCUACCCUGGAAUGUCCUCAGGCUGCAGGAAGGCCUCCUCACAAACACAGGAUAUGCACAGGGUGAUAAUGAGCAAGGAGCUCUUUCUCCACCCUGGAGUCCCUUUGGGACCCUCUUUACUUAGCAUCUACAUGGAAAGUGUUCAGAAUAAACUUGAAUGGCUGGCAGGGGUUGGCCAGAUGUCUUAGAAAGUGGCGGGAAGAGCUGGACCCUGCACAGGAUCCAGCUUGGCUCGAGGUGAGCAAGGCAGUAUGCAGCAAGACUCAUGGCAGGGGCCGGGGAGCUGACUCAGUGGUAAAGGGCACUUUGGAUGCUAUAGUUCCAGCCCCAGGACUACCAGCUUCUCCUGCAGAAAACCCUCCCACUGCAGGUCCAGCAGCUAGGAGCUAGAGUCUGACCUAUGCUCUCUCUCUCUUUUUUUUUUUCUUGUGUUGUUUUGUUGUUUUUGAGAUAAGGUUUCUCUGUGUUGCCCUGGCUGGCCUGGAACUUGCUAGGUAGACCAGGCUAGCCUCAAACUCAUAGAGAUCCACCUGCCGCUGCCUUUUCUAGUGCUGGGGUUAAAGGUGUACAACACUACUCUCUGUUUUUGGUGCCCUCCCUUUCCACAGGGGCCUCGUUGCAGGCCCAGUCCAUCUCCUGUUUCAGACGCUCUCCUGUGGAUCCUUUCCUUGGUGAUCUCACUGGAUCUCCCACCUGGGCUUUGGGUGUGGUUGGCAAGAUCUACCUAUGCUCUGCCCUCCAGGACCUAAGGGUCCCGGAAGCCUUGCUGUCAUGCAAGGCUUUUUAGGGUCUGGGUUGCUUCCGUACUAUUCACCCGGGCUUGCCUUCCAGGAAUUUUUCAAGGACUUCUGGGUAAGAUGGUUGGCUAUUCUGCCUAGUUUUAUGUCAACUUGACAUAAGCUAGAGUCAUUUGAAAGGAGGGAACUUCAAUUGAGAAAAUGCCUUCUCCAUCAGAUCCAGCUGAAGGGCAUUUUCUUAAUUAGCAAUUGUUGGGGAAGGGCCCGGCCCAUUGUGGGUGGGGCCUUCCCCGGGCGUGUGGUCCUGGGUUCUAUGAGAAAGCAGGCUAGACAAGCUGUGAUGAGCGAGUCAGUAAGCAGCACCCCUCCAUGGUCUCUGCAUCAGCUCCUGCCUCCAGCUUCCUGCCCUGUUUGAGUUGCUGCCAGCCCUGACUAAAGACUGUCACCUGGAAGUGUGAUCUGAAAUAAACCCUGUC